Messenger RNA from Spea bombifrons (plains spadefoot toad), 2651 nucleotides. It is a transcript of the gene DIXDC1, whose product is annotated as DIX domain containing 1. Bases 141 to 2222 code for a protein of 693 amino acids. Lineage: Eukaryota; Metazoa; Chordata; Amphibia; Anura; Pelobatidae. Gene Ontology annotation, cellular component: cytosol. The transcript is spliced from 20 exons. Gene Ontology annotation, biological process: canonical Wnt signaling pathway. Gene Ontology annotation, molecular function: protein binding. The record is from RefSeq and is a predicted model, not a curated record.
CCGCUUUCACAAUCUAGUUUCAAACUAACGGGCUGAGAGGACCAGCUUUAUCCCUAAUGGCUCCUAAUUCUUUUGUGUUUGGGAGAAGCCAAGGCACAUGAUAAACUCUUGCAGCAUUAGAGGGGAGGCUUUGCUUCUGAAUGAUGAUCUCCAGUCUGGCCAAAGGGAAUUUGAUGGAAAUCCUAAAUGAAGGAUUCCCCGAGCAGCAGUUACAGGCAUAUGUUGCCUGGGUGAAUUCACAACUGAAAAAGAAAGUGGGAAUUAACCCUGUGAGGGAUCUAAGGCUGGAUCUUCGUGAUGGUGUGGUGUUAUGCUACCUCAUUGAAAUAGUAGCUGGAGAGAAACUGGAUGGGAUUCAUCAGCAGCCAAGCAGCACCCAAGAGAUGAGGGAAAAUGUGGAAAAAGUUCUGCAGUUUGUCUCGUCCAAAAAAAUCCGGAUGCAUCAAACCUCAGCCAAGGAUAUAGUUGAUGGAAACCUGAAAUCCAUCAUGAGGUUGAUCCUUACAUUGGCUGCCCACUUUAAACCGGUGUCUGGACGUUCCACCAAUCAGAGUAUUGUAGGGGCAGCUGGAAAGUACCAUUCAGCAUCCUCAACCAAUCACAGGCCUCACUCUACUACCGCGGUGGCUCAGGGAGCUGCGGCAGCGCUAGCGGAGGUUCGGCAGGACAUGUCACGAUCUGGCCGGGAUGUUUUCCGUUACAGACAGCAAAACAGCAGUACGGAUGAAGAGAUUGGAAACCCCUACUGGAGUGUGAGAGCGAUGGUCAAGCAGUAUGAAGGUCAUUAUAGCAGUCCUUCUCCGUCUGACACAUCAGGCCUAACCUCACCAAGCCCUGUACACAGCGCGAAGCUGGACAUCAGUGAGGCUCGCUGUGAAGAGAAAGCAGAAUUUACUGUUAUCCAAACAGAGGAAUGUGUUUCCAAGAGAGCAGAAGAUCCUCACCCUGCACCUUUCCCAGAAUGCCACCCUGCCAGCCCAGCCACACACCAGGACACCUCAUGGGAAGAGCAUCUCCUGGAGCAGCAGGAUCACUUAGAGAAGGAGAUGGAAGAAGCCAAGAAAAUGAUAUCUGGUUUACAGGCUUUGCUAUUAAACGGAUCCCUUCCCGAGGAUGAACAAGAGAGUUUAUUCUCCCUUCGAGAAGACGGGGCGUGUCCAGAAGAACAACUGGUCAUCAUCAAAAGCCGUCUUGAUCAAAGCAUGGGUGAAAACCAAUCUUUAAAGAACGAACUUUUGAACUACAAACAAGAAAACCGAAACUUACAGGGUAUAAAGGAUGCAUUACAGCAGAGAAUGGCGAACCAAGAAGCUUCUGUUCUUCAAAUAAAGCAGGAGUUGUUGCGUAGCAACAUGGACAAAGAUGAACUGUGCAACCAAAAUGUGGAUUUACAGAGGAAAAUGGAGGAGCGGAACCAGUUAAUUGCAGAAUACAAAAAAGAAUUGAACCAAAAGGAUUGGGUCGUACAGCAGAUGCAGGGAAAGCUGGAUGAAGCUCAUCGUAAACUCACAGAAGCCAACUAUCAAAAGAAUGAACUCCAGAAAGAAUUAGACCACAGGAAAGCUCUUCUACAACAGUUCCUGAACAGCGAGGAUGAGCAGGUCAGCAGCUAUAUCAGUCACCCAUCCCAUACCAAUGGCUUCCUACAGCCAAUAGUCAAAGGGUCUUCACGAGAACCUGCUCCUCAGAGAACGGCCAAUGAUCUGCAGUUGGUACGUGAUGCUUUGCGUAGUCUUAGAAACAGCUUUAGUGGCCAUGAUCCUCAACACCACACGAUAGACAGUCUGGAGCAGGGGAUCUCCAGCUUGAUGGACAGGCUGCAUGCCAUUGAAACCCAGCGGAGACAAGACAGGAGGGCUCGGGGAAGGGCUUCUGGAAAUAAAGGAGUCAAUGAAUACCGGGAUUCCUGGCCUCCCAACUCCAAGAUGCCUCACUCGCAGAGCGCCCCAGCUAUGGGCAGCAGCUCCUGUACCAAAGUGCUCUACUUUACUGAUCGCUCGCUGACACCUUUCAUGGUUAACAUACCAAAGAGGUUAGGAGAGGUCACGCUGAAAGAUUUCAAAGCAGCAAUCGACAGAGAAGGGAAUCACAGGUACCACUUCAAGGCGCUGGAUCCAGAAUUUGGAACAGUCAAAGAAGAGGUAUUUCAUGAUGAUGACAUUGUCCCAGGCUGGGAAGGUAAAAUAGUGGCUUGGGUGGAAGAAGAUCAUGGAAACAAUUAAAUUGAUGCCUUUCUAUAUAUGGGAUGUAUUCAUCGCCUUGGACAUGGAAUGGAUAUAUAGAUAAAAUCAUCUCUUGUGAUACGGGUCUGGAUAAUUUCUCACUCUGCCAAAAUAGGUCACUGUGGACCAAACAGAUUGGAAGAUUCUCGACAGAGGACAGCACGUUGGUAACUGGUUAAUCACCGGCUGCUGGUGGUGCAUCCGGAACAUCUAUAUUGCAAAGGAUCAUUUGGGACACUGAAAAGAACGAUAUGUCUUAGUGGUGAAGUGGUCCAUUAUGGCUUUAAGAUGUGAGGAGACGUAUGUUGUGUAUAUAUAGGUUGUUGAAGAAGAUUCAGUAUUUUUGAUAAAUAGUACAUGGUGUUGGCAUUCUCUCUGAUGUAGGAGUGCAUCUCCUCUCUUAUAGCAAUGUGUACAUAUUAGCCAGAU